Molecule: messenger RNA, 1838 nt
Organism: Porites lobata
Lineage: Eukaryota; Metazoa; Cnidaria; Anthozoa; Scleractinia; Poritidae
Source: the annotation of a GenBank genome assembly
UCUGUUGACUUUAUAAGUAGUCAGUACGAUGGAAUCAUGGAACAGCUACAGUCAAUUAAGGCCAAAUUGAAUGGGUUAGACCACAGAUGCAAUGAAUUACGCCUUGCUAUUGAUGAAAUGCAGGCUUACAGCUAUCAGUAUAACAUCAAAAUCUUUGGCUUGCCUACUUUCGCGGAGCGAGAGAACUCAGAGUCGACGGUUAAAUUAUGUAUACAGUUGUUUCACUCAAUGGGUGUGAAGGAUGUUUCCAUGCAACAACAACAACAACAACAACAAGUUUAUUUCAAAUUAAAUAUAGCUUACAAAGCUUGUGCCCGCAAUUAGCGAAGGCUAUUCGAGGCGGGUACAAGAGAAAAAGGAAAAUUGUAUAAAUAUAUAUAUAUAUCUAGCCGGAUUUAUGAAAACCGUACCAUGGGACUCCAGGAGCCCACACACCUUAACCCGACUCAACUAAAGUAAAUAUCGCCAAGAAACUCAGCUCUUACCCAUGGUUCUCUUAAGGUGACUCUCUUCUUGGUUCCUGAUUAGCAAAAGAAACAUUCAAGUCCAUCAAAAAGACACUCUGGACUUGUCCAUACACUCUAGCUGCUUAAAGGCCCUAAAUGACGGAGGACGCUUGAGACUUAACCAAGUUCUAAGCAGAGAAUUCAAGGCUAAAUCACCCCCUGACUUCCCCCACCCCCCCCAGCCUAGCACGUGCUUGAGGAGAAUGCUUUCAUUGGACAAUGGGCCUCAAACGUUACAAGAAUUUGACAUGACAAACUAAAGGCAGACAUGACCAGUGCACUGACUUUUCCCAGAGCAGGACCAACUGAAGGUACAACGCUUUUGCAGCACCUUCCCCCCCUAGGGAUUGACAUGGAGGCCCCUUUCCAACCCAUGGCGAGUUAGCUCAGGGACUGAGCUUGACAAUGAGACCAACCAGGACAGCAAGCCCCCUAUGUUUUUUCUCACCGCAGUGACCAGAAACCUGGCUAUCGCCAGCUUUCUGUGCGAAUAUUCUGGCCCAUUUUGAGGUAUGUUUUCAAAAAUUCGGCUAGAUAUAUAUGUUAAACGAACAAUCCUAGAAGCAAUCUAGUUUGUCGUGUGGUUUAUAGCCAGAGUGAGACAGGAAGGCAGACUGUACUUCAUACGGAAGCACACCAUGUUACGAUUUUGAGAAUUGCCCUGUAAUAUCAGAAACUCUACUAUAGUCCUCCUCUUUUUCCAGUAUUUCAAAGAGUUUACUCUUUAGUUCGCUUUUGAAUUGAUUUUUUUUAAGUGUUUUCAUAGAAAGUGGAAUUCUGUUCCAAAUUAAAGCACCGGAAAUAGAGAAGGCUCGCUUCAUAUUUUCAGUUCUAACUUGUUCAACAUAGUAAUUUUCAUUAGUAACAGAUCUAGUCCGGUAACUGUGGACAGAAGACAGUUUCGUGAACAUAUUCUUAAUGUUAUCAGGAGCGAGAUUAUUAUGGACGUCGUACGUUAAAAGGCUCAUUUGCUCAAAUAGCAAGAACGAUAUCGGCAACUGUUUUGUUUCUAAAAACAACGGAACUGCAUGAGUUCUUGGUUCAGCGAAGAACAUUAGCCUAAGGGCUCGAUAUAGCCCACCGCGUUCCUGCUCGUAAAGCUUCAAGUCGACCGAACGGCCCAUAAUUUGCAAGUUUGUUAGGAGACAAGUCAAAGAAAGAGUGAUGGCAGCACGGAAAGAGGUUUCCAAAGUCACCCCGAGUCAGUUGGGUUAGGGCGUUGAAGUGUCAUUGUUACGGUUUGGUAUUUACGAUCACUUAUCUCCUCUUAACCAAGCACUGUUAACCGAGGCAAAAAAGGUUCAACAAGCCAAGGGCUUUAAAUUCUGCUGG